AUGCACAUACACGCGACUACUCCAAGCAGGAAACCAGUCCUCAUACUUGACGGAGGCUUUGGAACAACCCUUGAAGACGUCUUCCAUCAAGAUAUCUCGACGCCCCUGUGGUCUGCGAGACCAAUCGAAGACAAUCCUGAGCUUAUCAUCGCCGCGCAUCUUGCAUUCCUACGGGCUGGGGCAGACGUGAUUCUCACUUCGACGUAUCAAUGCGCAUUCCAGACGUUCGAACGCUCGGGGUAUACCCGCGAGGACGGGGUGCGCAUCUUACGCAAAGCGGUGCUCCUUGCGACGGAGGCCAGGAGACAAUACAAGGAAGAGGGAGCACCGGACGACACAUCAACAGGCCUUUCUGGCACGGCACAUGUCAGAGACAUCAAGAUCGCCCUGUCGCUGGGGCCCUUCGGUGCGACACUCUCACCAGCACAGGAGUUCGACGGGUUCUACCCACCGCCGUACGGACCCAAAGGCCUCUCGCAAGAGGGAGGCAACUACAAUGCGUUCCCAGACUCAGACGACGGCAAAGCACAGGAAGAGAAAGCAGUCGCGGCGUUGACAGCUUUUCACCUGGAGCGACUGCGUGCCUUGGUAGAAGAUGUGGAGACGUGGGCGGCGAUCGACUUCGUUGCGUUCGAGACGGUGCCACUGGUGAGGGAGAUCAGGGCCAUUAGGCACGCAAUGGAGCUGCUCGUGCAAGAGAAUGGUGCGUCGGCGGCGAAGCCGUGGUGGAUCAGCACUGUCUACCCCGGCGGGCGGUUCCCACAGGAACGCAGCCCUGGUGAAGGCAGGCUGACUGUUAGAAUAGUUGUCGAGGCGAUCAUGGGUGAGGGUAGACUGGGUGCACCGCAGUCACCGGCGCCAUGGGGGCUCGGAGUGAAUUGCACCGAGCCGCAAUUCAUUGGCGGGCUGUUGAAGGAGAUGACGAACAUAAUGGAGGGACUGGGCAACACCGCAGGCAGGUCUCAGAGCCCAUGGCUUGUCGUGUAUCCGAAUAGGGGCGAUGUGUAUGAUGCUGCAAGCCAGACGUGGUCAAAAGGCGCUGAAAGCAUCAGACAGAAUUGGGCAGUACACGUCUGGGCGGACGUGCAGAGGGUAGCUGGCAGCAAGGCUUGGUCAGGAUGCCUCAUUGGAGGGUGCUGCAAAACGGGUCCACAGGAAAUUGCUGAGCUGCUGCGUGUAUCCAGAUCUGUAUUCCAGUAG
This is a messenger RNA of Postia placenta MAD-698-R-SB12, 1200 nucleotides long. RefSeq lists its product as hypothetical. Gene Ontology annotation, molecular function: S-adenosylmethionine-homocysteine S-methyltransferase activity. NCBI's taxonomy places the organism in Eukaryota, Fungi, Basidiomycota, Agaricomycetes, Polyporales, Adustoporiaceae. The transcript is spliced from 3 exons. The coding region runs from base 1 to 1200 and encodes 399 amino acids. Gene Ontology annotation, biological process: S-methylmethionine cycle. The record is from RefSeq and is a predicted model, not a curated record.